AUUUGUUUUUAUUUAUUUUUUAUUUUUUGUUUGCAAGGAACUGUAAAUUAGAAUUGAGCAUGAAAGUGACGCCCUAAUAGACACAGUUAGUAAUGUUAAGAAACAAACUGCAUCCUUCCUUUCUAAAGUUUACGAAAGCAGAGAGUCAUAACCUAACAAAACUUUUUUGUACUUCUAAAGGGAACAUGGCAAAAAGCAAAUACGAAUAUGUUAAAAAUUUUGAACUACCAGAUCCAUGCUUACCGAACUGUUGGAUUGUGGUUAGGAUUGACGGACGAGGGUUUAGUAGGUUUGCAGACAUACAUGGUUAUGUGAAACCAAACGAUGUUCGUGGACUUAAUUUAAUGACUCGAGCUGCUACAUGUGUAAUGGAUGAAUUCCGAGAUAUAUGUCUCGCAUUUGGACAGAGUGAUGAAUAUAGUUUUGUUUUCCGAAAAGAUACUAAUCUUUUCAAUCGUCGGGCUUCGAAACUGAUGACUGUAGUGAACAGUUUAUUUGCAUCAAGUUUCGUGUUUCAUUGGACAGGAUUUUUUGGACCCAUUCGGUUGCAGUACCCACCAACGUUUGAUGCCCGAGUUGUGAUGUAUCCAACAGAUAAGAAUCUGAGAGACUAUUUGGGUUGGCGUCAGGCAGAUGCUCAUGUCAACAAUUUAUAUAAUACAGCAUUCUGGGGCCUUGUUUUAAAGAAAGGAUUUUCAAAUACUCAGGCAGAAGAAAGACUUCGUGGAACACUGGCAUCAGACAAAAAUGAGCUUCUGUUUUCAGAGUUUGGUUUGAACUACAACAAUGAGCCACCAAUGUUCCGUAAAGGAACAGUUCUCAUUAGGAAAUUGUGCAAAACGCCUGGAGAUGGGAAACUUCGUCAUGUUGUCCUUCCAUUUUAUACAGAUCUCAUUGGUGACAUGUUCUGGAGAGAGAAUCCAGAGAUUUUAGGCAUGAAAUCUUUACAGGUCUACCACAGGCCAACUGAAGAAAAUAGCAUAAUCCAAGAACAUUCCAAAUCCUCACCCAAACAAGAUACUCCUGGAUCAGUGGCAUCACCAACAACCAAUGAGAAUAGCCUAAUAUCCUCUGAAAAGUGAUUUUAUGUGAGGGAUUCAGCUUUAGUAACAAUGAACAUAAUUGAGUUAUAUCAGUGAGUGAUGGACUCUGAAAUUGGUCUUACAGGACUGAACUGUAAUGUCAGUUGAAAUACAUGGCUGCCCUCUACUCAUGCAUGCCCCAUGACAGAAAGUCCAACAUGAAACUAUUAUUCUUAAAUCUCAAGAAUGCUUUCAUACAGGUCACUGUGAAUACAACCAGUUAACUGACACUGAAGGAUACAUUCCAUAGCUGACAAACAAUGUAAAAUAUGCACAUUAUGUAAGUUCCUCUUGCAUGUAAUUUUGGAAUUUGUAUUAAUCACUAAUGCAAGUAUGCACUUAUGUUGUGUAUAUAAAACAAGUGAAAGACAUAUGAA
Molecule: messenger RNA, 1459 nt
Organism: Zootermopsis nevadensis
Lineage: Eukaryota; Metazoa; Arthropoda; Insecta; Blattodea; Termopsidae
Gene: THG
Product: tRNA-histidine guanylyltransferase
Biological process (GO): tRNA modification
Molecular function (GO): tRNA guanylyltransferase activity; magnesium ion binding
Source: RefSeq, a predicted model, not a curated record